Molecule: messenger RNA, 1617 nt
Organism: Musca domestica (house fly)
Lineage: Eukaryota; Metazoa; Arthropoda; Insecta; Diptera; Muscidae
Product: cytochrome P450-6a17-like
Molecular function (GO): iron ion binding; oxidoreductase activity, acting on paired donors, with incorporation or reduction of molecular oxygen; heme binding
Source: RefSeq, marked validated
AACAAAAAUUGUUAGUUAAAGCUCAGUUCGGUUUGAAAUUUUCAGGUGAUCAGGUGUGGAUUUUUUCGGGAUCAUUAUGGGUGAACUAGAAGUGGCAAUUGCUCUGUAUGCCGUAAUAGGUUUGUGUACCCUGAUCUAUGGCUGGAUGAAAUCUCGGAUGCUUUAUUGGCGCCGCCGGGGCAUACCCUAUGAGGAGCCGGCAUUUUUGUUGGGCAACAUCAAAGGGGUGGGGGUGAAAAGACAUUUCUAUGAACCCCUAAGGGAGGUUUAUGAAAAAUUCAAGGGCUCUGGACCCUUUUGUGGUUAUUAUAUGCUGGUGCAACCGGUGGCCUUGGUACUGGAUCUGGAUUUAGCCAAAAAUAUUCUGAUAAAAGAUUUCCAACAUUUUGAGAACCGUGGAGUGUUCCACAAUCCCCAGGAUGAUCCGUUGAGUGGCCAUCUGUUCAAUUUGGAGGAUACGGUGUGGAAGAAUUUGAGAACAAAGCUAUCGCCUACUUUUACCUCGGGUAAAAUGAAGCAAAUGUUUUCGUUGGUGGUCAAGGUGUCAAAUGAUUGCCGAGAGGUACUGGAUGAGAUGCUGCAGCAAUCCAGGGAGGUGGAUAUUAAGGAAUUGGUGGCCCGUUAUACCACCGAUGUCAUAGGGUCCUGUGCCUUUGGCCUGGAAUGCAAUAGCCUCAAAGAUCCCGAGGCCGAAUUCAGGGUCCUAAACAAACGUAUGUUUACCAAAUUUCGUCAUCCCAAAUUGGUGCACGCCUUUAUGCAUGCCUUCCCCAAACUGGCCAAACGUUUGCGCAUGCGUGAAAUGCUGGAUGAGACAAAUAAGUUCUAUUUUCGCAUUGUCCGAGAGACGGUGGAAUAUCGUGAGAAAAAUAAUGUGAAACGUAACGAUUUCAUGAAUAUGAUGAUUGAAAUGAAGAAUUCGAAAAAUGAAAAUGAGAGGCUGACAAUGAAGGAAAUCACGGCCAAUGCUUUUUUGUUCUUUGUGGCGGGUUUUGAGACCUCCUCUACCGCGCUGGCUUUUGCUCUCUAUGAAUUGGCCCGGAAUCAAAGGGCGCAGGAUAAAUUGAGAACGGAGAUUCGUGAGAUAUUGGGGAAGUAUGAGGGCCAAAUAACCUAUGAGGGGACACAGGAAAUGAAGUAUCUGGAACAGGUCAUAAUGGAAACCCUACGCAAAUAUGCCGUCCUGCCCCAGCUGCAACGCAUGGCCAAGGUGGACUAUGACACCAAUGUCCCUGGCUAUGUCAUACCCCGAGGUACCCUGGUCUACAUACCCGUUGAUGCCAUACAAAAUGACGAGGAAAUCUAUCCCGAACCCGAAGAAUUCAGGCCCGAAUGUUUCGAGCCGGAAGAGAUGCAAAAACGCCAUUCUCUCACCUGGCUGCCAUUUGGAGAGGGUCCUCGGAACUGUAUUGGCAUGCGUUUUGGUAAAAUGCAAGUUCGUGUCCUGCUCAUAGCUCUUCUAAGGGAUUAUCGUUUCACUUUGACACCGAAGACGCCCACGCCAUUGGGAAUUAAUCUAAGACUGCCGUUGAUAACCCCGGAUGAGGUGGUUUUAAAUGUGGAGAAAUGUUAAAGGAGGAGGAUUUAGAAUUUAAUAAAUUACACAAAGCGACAAAA